AUGGCCGCCAUUACUUCAGGAGCUGCAGAUUUCAUCUGGCUGGAUUGCAUAUUGAACAGCACAUCUGCGGUCCUCGGCAGCGAUGUCUGUGGCUAUAUCACGGCUCAGGCCGAGAGGGAGACGCCAGACACGAGCGGCUUUGUCAUUAGUUUCAUGCAUAUGUCAAUUGUAGAGAAGGGCUGGAACAUUUUGAUGUCUUUUAGUGUGCAGAUUUUACGGAUGUCUUCUUUUCAACUCGUCCUUCACUUGACGAUAGGUCUCAUGUUCAUUUCCAAUGCAUCGGACGCUCGUGAAUCUCCAAAGACCACCAUAUAUGUGGACAAAUCCGGUUCGGGAAACUAUUCCUCGGUCCAAGAAGCUAUCAACUCCGUCCCGGACAAUAACGAUCAGUGGAUACGCAUCGUCGUCAAACCGGGCACCUACGAUGAAAAGGUGAACAUUCCUCUCGCAAAACAGUACAUCUUCCUCCAAGGCGAGAGUCACAAAACGACCACCAUCCGGCACUGGGAUGCGGGAAAUGCCAGCACGGCCGCCACUUUCCAGCUUUACGCAGAUAAUUUCGCUGCGUCCGACAUUACCUUUCAGAACAGCUACAGUAUCAAGAAAGGGGAAAUAAACACGACUCGCAUCACAUGGGCCCCGGCUGCUCUGAUCGAGGGUGACAAGGUGUCGUUCCGCAGGUGCGCCUUCCACGGCAUUCAGGACACUCUCGCCGACAUGAAAGGCCGACAUUACUUCGAACAAUGCUUCAUCUCAGGAGCCAUAGAUUUCAUCUGGGGCCACGGCCAGUCGGUGUAUGAGGAUUGCCUGGUGAUGACCAUAGCCAACUACAUUGGCUGGGACGGUUAUGUCACGGCGCAAGGCCGAGAAGGAGCGAACCAGCCGAGCGGGUUUGUGUUCAAAUCUGGCCGGGUGAUCGGAGAAGGCCGCACGUAUCUCGGGAGAGCGUGGCGGCGGUACUCGAGAGUCCUAUUUCACGAGACGAGCAUGAGCAAUGUCGUCGUGCCCGAGGGUUGGUCCUCCUGGACAUUCCAAGGCCAUGAGGACGAUAUCACUUUCGCCGAAGUCGGAUGCAAGGGGGAGGGCGCCGGGGAUUCCCGGCGCGUGAAAUGGAUGAAGCACCUUUCGCCGCAAGAACUGGAGCACCUUCUCUCGAACAGCUUUGUGAACAAGGAAGGCUGGAUCGAGGCACAACCUUCUUGA
Syzygium oleosum is the source of this 1203-nucleotide messenger RNA. Its product is annotated as probable pectinesterase 55. Bases 1 to 1203 code for a protein of 400 amino acids. NCBI's taxonomy places the organism in Eukaryota, Viridiplantae, Streptophyta, Magnoliopsida, Myrtales, Myrtaceae. The record is from RefSeq and is a predicted model, not a curated record. Gene Ontology annotation, molecular function: pectinesterase activity. Gene Ontology annotation, biological process: cell wall modification. The transcript has 8 exons.